AAUCUAACCGUCAUAACGAGGAACCCCAUAGAGCUCACAUACACCUGGCAGUAGAGGAUAAAUGCCCACCAACACCGUCUCUUCUUCGCUCCAAAGCGAACGGGAAUCAGAGUCAAUACCAACCUACGAGAGGAGAAGAAAUAUAACGACAACCUUAGGGUAGUCGCACACGACUAUACCCCAGGGGCCAGUUCCACCGAGACGGAACCACUUUAAUUCUCAUCAUAUUUUCUCUAUUCUUUUUCUCGAAGCAAUCAUCUUGGAGAAUUUAAUUAAAAUUUAUGAUGAUCUGCACUCGUACGAGACUCAGAAGGUGAAUCUUCAAUGCUGUACGGCCUCGAAUCGAGCAAAGCAAGAGACGAGACUUGGGGACCUAGAGUUUCUUCGCAGUUAGGGUUUUGGAUUUGACUCGAAUCAUGCUGUCGAAUCACUUACAGAACGGAAUCGAGACUGCGAGGUUAGUGUGGUCUCGGUUGCCCAACUCCGAUGAUGAGGCGCUGGACGAGGUAGGUCUCUCCAAGAAGAGUGAUGGAAGCCGUUCUGAGAGCCUUGAUUAUGAAGUCAUCGAGAAUAAUGCUUAUCGGGAAGAGCAGGCGCAGAGAAGAAAGUUGAUGGUUGGAUAUUAUGUGGGCGUGAAGUGGUUCUUUGCCCUCCUUAUUGGUAUCGGUACUGGAUUAGCUGCUGUUUUCAUCAAUAUUUCGGUCGAGAACUUUGCUGGGUGGAAGUUUCAAUUAACUUUUUCCAUAAUACAAAAAUCAUAUGUGGCUGGAUUCUUAGUAUACAUAUUAUUCAACUUGCUCUUGGUCUUUUCCUCUGUGUAUAUUGUCACGCAAUUCGCACCAGCAGCAGCAGGAUCUGGUAUUCCUGAAAUUAAGGGUUAUUUGAAUGGAAUUGAUACUCAUGGUAUCCUUCUUUUCAGAACCUUGAUUGGAAAGAUAUUCGGAAGCAUUGGUUCUGUGGGAGGUGGUCUAGCCUUGGGAAAAGAAGGUCCUCUUGUUCAUACUGGUGCCUGUAUUGCUUCUCUGUUUGGUCAAGGUGGAUCCACAAAAUAUCAUCUUAGUUCAAGGUGGCUACAAGUUUUUAAGAGUGAUCGGGAUCGACGCGAUCUUGUAACAUGUGGGUGUGCAGCUGGAGUGGCUGCUGCUUUCAGAGCUCCAGUUGGAGGUGUAUUGUUUGCAUUGGAAGAGGUGACAUCAUGGUGGAGGAGUCAACUCAUGUGGCGUGUCUUUUUUACUUCUGCUGUUGUGGCUGUUGUGGUGCGAACUGCAAUGGGAUGGUGUAAGAGUGGAAAGUGUGGACAUUUUGGCUCAGGUGGCUUCAUAAUAUGGGACAUAUCAGAUGGUCAAGAGGACUACUCGUUUGAGGAAUUAUUGCCGAUGGCAAUUAUUGGUGUUAUUGGAGGUCUUCUUGGAGCCUUGUUCAACCAGCUUACUAUUUAUAUUACUUACUGGCGCCGAAAUUAUUUGCACAAGAAAGGGAGCCGAGUGAAGAUGAUUGAAGUCUGCCUUGUGUCCCUGAUAACUUCAGUUAUUUCCUUUGGAUUGCCACUUCUAAGAAAAUGCAGUCCAUGCCCUGAAGUAGAACUUAAUUCUGGCAUUGAAUGCCCCCGUCCUCCAGGGAUGUAUGGGAAUUAUGUAAAUUUCUAUUGUCAUAAGGACAACGAGUACAAUGAUCUUGCAACAAUUUUCUUCAAUACUCAGGAUGAUGCCAUACGGAAUUUAUUUAGUGCAAAAACAAUUCAUGAGUACAGUGCACAAAGCCUAUUGACCUUUUUGGUUAUGUUUUAUUCCUUAGCAGUGCUGACGUUUGGUACUGCUGUUCCAGCUGGUCAAUUUGUUCCUGGAAUAAUGAUAGGAUCAACCUAUGGGCGUCUUGUUGGCAUGUUUGUUGUUAACUUCUACAAGAAGCUUAACAUUGAAGAGGGAACAUAUGCUCUACUUGGAGCUGCUUCUUUUCUUGGAGGCUCAAUGCGAAUGACAGUGUCACUUUGUGUCAUUAUGGUUGAAAUCACAAAUAAUCUGAAACUUUUACCUCUUAUCAUGCUUGUUCUUCUUAUAUCAAAGGCUGUUGGUGAUGCCUUUAAUGAAGGUUUGUAUGAAGAACAGGCACGGUUGAGGGGCAUUCCUUUACUCGAAUCAAGACCUAAGUACCAAAUGAGGAAAAUGACUGCAAAAGAGGCCUGUGGCAAUAAAAAGGUUGUAUAUUUCCCUCGUGUUGUUAAGGUUGCGGAUGUAGUUUCUAUUUUGCGAAGCAAUGAGCAUAAUGGUUUCCCUGUAAUAGAUCACACAAGAAAUGGGGAAAGCCUUGUAAUAGGACUCAUGCUUCGAAGUCACUUAUUGGUGCUUCUGCAGUCCAAGGUAGAUUUUCAGCAUAGCCCUUUGCCCUCUGAUCCAAGAGGUGGAGGCAAGCCAAUCAGGCACAAUUUCACUGAAUUUGCAAAACCUGUUUCCAGUAAAGGAAUCUCCAUAGAUGAUAUACAUCUAAGUUCAGAUGACCUGGAAAUGUAUAUAGAUCUUGCUCCAUUUUUGAACCCAUCCCCUUACGUUGUCCCUGAAGAUAUGUCUUUGUCAAAGGUAUACAAUCUUUUCCGCCAACUAGGAUUGAGGCAUAUACUUGUUGUCCCCCGUGCCUCUCGUGUUAUUGGUUUGAUUACCAGAAAGGAUUUGUUAAUUGAGGAUAAUGAGAAUUCAGAGACAGUGGAGCUUCAAUCGACUAGUGUAAGAGCUCGACGGCAAGAUAGGAAAGCAUCUGUGAGGGAAGCAGAUGCAGAACACCCACUUCUGAAUGGUCUUCUGGUGAAAGAGUAUUCAUCAAGCUGAUAUUCAUUGCUGUCCUAUAGUGUUCUUGAAGACCGACUAAUUCUUUACCCAGGAUCUGUGGUUCCUCCAUUUUGAUUUAGGUGAAAUCUGAUUCUUUAGCCUGCUUUGCUCCAUAGCUUCUCAGGUUCAGAUUAGGUAUUAGUCAUUAGUUAUCAACCCCGUUUGCAUGCAGGGGUUCAUGUACCACAGCCAUCUACGUUCUUGUAUCUCAUCUCAAAUCAAUUAUAAAAAAGGGAAUAAUAGCAAUACCGUAGUGGAUAGAUAGGCCAUAAUUCAUACUUGGUUGUAGUGCAUGAGAAAAAUGGCGUAGCGAUGAGGUUGCAGGUAUCUUGAAAUUUCAAUGAACCGAGGUUUAUAGGUAGAAGUAGAACGCAUCUUGAUUUUCAAUGGGGGAUGGGACUUGGGAAUGCGUUGCUUGUAACAUGAUAAGUCCAAUAUUCUGAUAUUGAAAUGUGCAGCAAAUAUUUAAGGUUU
Molecule: messenger RNA, 3293 nt
Organism: Vitis riparia (riverbank grape)
Lineage: Eukaryota; Viridiplantae; Streptophyta; Magnoliopsida; Vitales; Vitaceae
Product: chloride channel protein CLC-d
Exons: 23
Coding region: 417-2819 (800 amino acids)
Biological process (GO): chloride transport; transmembrane transport
Cellular component (GO): intracellular membrane-bounded organelle; membrane
Molecular function (GO): voltage-gated chloride channel activity
Source: RefSeq, a predicted model, not a curated record